AAAUUUGUGAGAUGUUUAAAAAAAUCACAAGGAUUUGAAUGACAUGUUUGGAGUUUAAAGAUAAUCAAAUAUCAUGUGUUUCUUGUAGACUGUAGUAGUAUUACUCUUGUGAUUGUUUUUUGACGAUUUGUGCAAUUUGUAUUUCAUUUCAUUAGUGUGGGAGGAUUUGAGAAUAUGUUAAUUGACAUGUGUUAGGUAAACUAUUGUCAUGCGUAUGUGAAAAUUUGUGUCCAUUAAGAAAAUAUGAAGCAUGUUUGAUUUUGUUUAUGAGAAUGCUCAUAACCCGAAAUGACUUGUAACACGACCCAAAAUCGAAUGGGUUGAGUCAAUAUUUGAUCCGAAAUCAGCCAACCAAACAUGACCUGACCCGUAACUGAAGUCCUCAACCCGAAAUUACUCAACCCGACCCGAUUGCCAGGUCUAGAUGUCGUUAACUGCGUCUGAUGGAGACUUCGCCGUGACCAAAUGUGGACUGUGUAACUAAUUUGAAUAAUUAGAGAUGUAAUAAAUUAAUUUUAGUGAUAAUAAUUCAAGUGAUCAAACUUGCAUUUUACCCCUUCAAAAUCUCUCCGUUAGGGCGUUACUGAUUUUACUGCAGAGUCUUCGAGAAAGCUAAUAGAAGAAGCAAAAACCAACCUAGUCGGCCGGUCUCCCGUCAUUCCACCGUUCUUCUUCUUUACCCUUCAAAUCCAUCGAGCAAAUUCCCUCCCUCUCUGUUCUUUCUCUCAUCACCCUUCCCCCCGUAAACCUAAUUCCGAACUCCAAGCUCUCGCAAUGGACGCCGUCAAACUCAAAGAACUGAAGAACUUCGUCGAGCUCUGCAAGUCCAAUCCCUCCGUUCUCACCGAUCCCACUCUCUCCUUCUUCCGCGACUACCUCGAGAGUCUCGGUGCUAAACUACCUCCCGCUGCUUACUCCGGAUCGAAGAAUCAUGUUGACGAGGAUAGCGACGAGGAAAUUCCGGAGAAGGAAUCGCCUUCAGUCGAGGAACCGGAGGAGGAAGAAGAGGAGGAUGAGAUAAUUGAGUCGGAUGUCGAGCUGGAAGGCGAGACUGUCGAGCCUGACAAUGAUCCGCCACAGAAGAUGGGAGACUCGUCGGUAGAGGUCACUGAGGAAAACCGUGAUGCUUCACAGGAGGCCAAGGCCAAAGCUAUGGAAGCUAUCUCUGAAGGGAAAUUAGAAGAUGCCGUUGAGCAUUUAACUGAAGCUAUCCUGCUUAAUCCGCUCUCAGCUAUAAUGUAUGGGACGAGAGCCACUGUUUAUAUCAAGAUGAAGAAACCCAAUGCUGCCAUUAGGGAUGCUAAUGCUGCUCUCAAGAUAAAUCCAGACUCAGCUAAGGGGUACAAAGCUCGUGGCAUGGCAUGCUCGUUGCUUGGUAAGUGGGAGGAGGCUGCUAAGGAUCUUCAUGUUGCAUCGAAGUUGGAUUAUGAUGAGGAGAUAAGCGCUGUUCUUAAGAAGGUUGAACCCAAUGCACACAAGCUUGAGGAGCACCGUAGGAAGUAUGAUAGAUUACGCAAAGAGAGGGAGGAUAGAAAGGCUGAGAAGGAGAGACAGCGCCGCCGUGCUAAAGCUCAAGCCGAGUAUGAGAAGGCUAAGAAGCAAGAGCAAUCAUCUUCCACUGGAAGACCCGGAGGCAUGCCUGGAGGAUUCCCUGGAGGCAUGCCUGGAGGUUUCCCAGGAGGCAUGCCUGGGUUCCCAGGAGCAGGGGGCAUGCCUGGAGGGUUUCCAGGUGCAGGAGGUAUGCCUGGAGGGUUUCCUGGAGCUGGUGGCAUGCCAGGUGGAGCGCCUGGAAAUGUUGAUUUCAGCAAAAUACUGAAUGACCCUGACAUGAUGGCUGCAUUUAGUGAUCCAGAAAUCAUGGCUGCUCUUCAAGAUGUUACGAAGAACCCUGCCAACCUCGCGAAGCACCAAUCAAACCCAAAGGUGGCUCCCGUAAUCGCGAAAAUGAUGAGCAAAUUUGCCGGACCGAAGUGAACAGUUGCUGCUCUUGAGUUUCUUAAUCGUGGUCCUUGUUCAGAUCAUACCUUGAGCCUUGGUGUUGAACCCAUUAGAUCUCUGUUUUUGGGAAGUUUGAACUGAAGCAACUGUACAUGGAACAUCUCCCUUGCCUUGGAGUUGUGGUUGUCACUCUGACUGUUGCUCGUUUCGAUAAACUCACGUUGGUAAAAGAUCAUAGGGAGUUUUCGUAUGGUCAUAUGGCAGCUGCAAACUGCAUGCAACUUUCUCCUUACGUACGAUCAGUGUUGUUUUGCGGCGUUUCUAAUAGUUCUGUGAAGAGGCAAUAGUUCUAUUAAAAAAAAAAAAAUAGUUCUGUGAAGAGGCAACAGUUACUUAGGUCGUUGCUUACGUUUGUCCUUCAUUUUGUCUGUUUAAAAGUAAAUAGUGAUUUUGUAGUGCCAUCACGGCUUUAUUAGUAUCGUGGGAGUCGGACCCCUAAGGCUUUUGUAGCUCUGCCCCGGCCCCCGGUCCGGUGGAUGAUUCUGGCGUUGCUCCAUUAUCCAUCUCUAACCUACAGAACGUUGAGAAUCCGACCAAAGUCAACAGGUUAAUUGGGCCUUAAAUUUUGUGCCCAUCAGAAUGUUAAGGACCGAAUCAGCAGAUGUCCGUAGAUAGGGGUGUGCAACGGUUCGGUUUGGUCCGAACCAAACUCAUGAGAACCGCAGUCCAUUAGUGAAAGACAUGUUAGGACCAAGGACCGGACCAUUCUUGUAUUUGGUCCAUUUGGUCCAGUUCAAAUAUGAGCUCGGUCCACUAUUUCUUCAGUAAUUAUAAAAUUUAUGAGGAUCAAGGAUCGGACCACAUUUUACUCAAUCUGGUCCGGUCCGAUCUUAACAACGGUUUGGUCCGAUGUGGUCAGCCGGACCAUUGCACACCUCUAUCCGUAGACAGCCCGAACUCGUUAUGGCAAAAGUCUGGUAGAAAUAGAAUUAGCGGAAAGAAUGGAAAAGUUCCCCCUAGACGAAAAAAACAAAAAAAAGAGAAAACAGCUCGAUCUUCUCGCCAAAAUAAACACCAGAAAGAAUCGCCGACGUGCCUCGAGCCAUCCUGAACCGAGUCUUGCCGGCAAAGUUUUACCCAACUUUUUCUUCUUUCAGUUAAGAAAAUUUAAUUCCAUUUUCGUACGCUCCUUCUGGUUUUCAGUCACCGCUACACUGAAUGGAUGGUUUUCAAUUGAUACGAACUGGUUAGGGUUUUGUCCCAAUAGCAGACUUUGGUUCAGGGGUGUUUACGCCUAGAAAGUGCCAGGCGGGUUGUGAAGACCGCUGAGAAGAUCGAUAAUCUACCCGAGACGAAAGAACACACCGUUUCCUGCAAAAAGGGUCCGGGGGGGUGGCUCGGGGACACUCUCCGAUGCUUAAAUUAGUAUUCAGAGAGAGAAUAGGGAGAGAGAUUGUAGAGAGAGAGUGAAAUUAGUUACCAUAAAUGAGGUUGUUAGCUCUUAUUUAUACCCCCUGGUUAUUGGCGCCUGCACACACUGUCUUGUCACACAUACCUCGUACUCCUCUACACGAGGUACGCUUACGGCGACAUUUAAUGCUGUCAGUCCCGGCUCCACCUAUCGCAACUGUUCCGCGCGGGACGCUCUCCCCUUGCCUCCUGACGUAAUGGGCCGGCCUGUUUUCUCCCGAGCUCCCGUGGGCUUUCCCUCCUUGGGCCGUCUCGGUCCCUCUGGUCCCUAACAUUAGCUUUUGGGUUAUUGGGCCUACUUCCCUGUUACCUCGGCUACCUGGGCCUUUUAUCCAUCUUCUACUACGUGGGUCAUUGAUCCAGAUGGUGAUCCCCCACGGCCCAACAUUUGUCCCGCAGGCGGGUAAAGCCUCCGGGUUUGGGCGGCUGAUUUUCUGUGUUUUAGGGCGGGAUCACCCCCUGGGUCAAUGAACCGCCCUUAUCCUG
Molecule: messenger RNA, 3894 nt
Organism: Linum trigynum
Lineage: Eukaryota; Viridiplantae; Streptophyta; Magnoliopsida; Malpighiales; Linaceae
Source: the annotation of a GenBank genome assembly